Messenger RNA from Aegilops tauschii subsp. strangulata, 2291 nucleotides. Its product is annotated as polyubiquitin-like. NCBI's taxonomy places the organism in Eukaryota, Viridiplantae, Streptophyta, Magnoliopsida, Poales, Poaceae. The record is from RefSeq and is a predicted model, not a curated record. Gene Ontology annotation, molecular function: protein binding.
UGUUCGGUUUUUGCUCAUCCAGAACAAUGAACAUCUUUGUCAAUAACCCCACCGGAACAACGUUCCGGGUCUGGGUUCACCCAUCAGACACCGUGUGUUCCGUCAUGGAGAACAUCCACAACCGGUAUCGCCUCAUCUUCAAUGGGGUGCAGCUACAGGAUAACUGUAGAUUGGCCGAUUACAACAUCCAGGAGGACUCCACUCUUGACCUUGAAGAGAAGAUGCAGAUCCACGUGAUGGAGACGCUGAUCACCAUCGACCUUGACUUCAACAGCCUAGACACUAUCGACGGCGUGAAGGCCAAGAUCUAUCGCCUCAAGGGCUUUCCUGUAGAUCAGCAGUGCCUCCUCUUCGCCGGCAAGCGUCUAGAGAACGGGAACCGCACCUUGGCAGACCACAACAUAUGCAUGGAGUCCACGAUACUCCUUGUCCUCCUCCCAUGUAUUCCGAGAGGACACAUGAUGCAGAUCUUCGUGAAGGGGCUAACUGGGAAGACCAUCACUCUCCAGGUUGGGAGCUCGGACACCGUCGAUAGUGUCAAGGUGAAGAUCUAUGAGAGGAACCACGCCCCUUUCCCGAAUGUGCAACGCCUCAUCUUUGCUGGCAGGCAGCUGGAGGGAGGGCGCACCUUGGCGGACUCCAAGAUUACAAAGCAUUGCACCCUUCAUUUGAGUCUACACCUUCGUGGUGGAAUGAACAUCUUUGUCAAGAACCCCACCGGAAGAACGAUCCGGAUUUGGGUUCACCCAUCAGAUACCUUCCGUUCUGUCAAGGAGCAGAUCCAGAAGCGGUAUCACCUCAUCUUCAGUGGGGUGCAGCUAGAGGAUGACAGUACAUUUUCUGAUUACAACAUCCAGCAGGACUCCACUCUUGACCUUGAAGAGAAGACACAGAUCUACGUGAUGGAGACACUGAUGGGUAGGAUCAUCAACAACCUUGAUGUUGACAUCCUAGACACUAUUGACGGCGUGAAGGCCAAGAUCUAUUGCCUCGAGGGCUUCCCCGUAGAUCAGCAGUGCCUCAUCUACGAUGGCAAGCGUCUAGAGAACGUGAGCCGCACCUUGGCAGACCACAACAUCUGCAAGGAGUCCACAAUACUCCUUGUCCUCCACCCGUGUAUUCCGAGAGGAGACAUGAUCCAGAUCUUCGUGAAGGUGCUGACUGGGAAGACCAUCACUCUCGAGGUGGAGAGCUUGGACACCAUCUAUGAGUUGAACUACGCCCCUUUCCCAAAGAAGCAACACCUCAUCUUUGCUGGCAGGCAGCUCGGGAGCGGCACCUUGGCGGACUACAAGGUUACGAAGGAGUGCACCCUUCAUUUGUGUCUACGUCUUCGUGGUGGUGCUCUACAGGUGUCUCCGAAGACACUAAUGGGCAGGAUAAUCAACAACCUUGACACUGACAGCCUAGACACUAUCGACGACGUGAAGGCCAAGAUCUAUGACCUCGAGGGCUUCCCCAUAGAUCAGCAGUGCCUCAUCUUCGCGGGCAAGCGUCUAGAGAACGGGAGCCGCACCUUGGCAGACCACGACAUCUUCAAGGAGUCCACAAUACUUCUUGUCCUCCUCCCAUGUAUUCCGAGAGGAGACAUGAUGGAGAUUUUCGUGAAGGUGCUGACUGGGAAGACCAUCACUCUCAAGGUUGGGAGCUUGGACACCAUUGAUAGCGUCAAGGUGAAGAUCUAUGAGAGGAACUACGCCCCUUUCCCGAAAGAGCAACGCCUCAUCUUUGCUGGCAGGCAGCUGGAGAGCGGCACCUUGGCGGACUACAAGGUUAUGAAUGAGUGCACCCUUCAUUUGUGUCUACGUCUUCGUGGUGGAGACAUAAUGCAGAUCCAUGCGGAGAACCUAAAAGGAAAAACCAUCUCUCUCGAGGUUGGGAGCUCGGAUACCGUCGAGAGUGUCAUGGUGAAGCUAUACGAGAUGAACUUUGCCCCUUACCCGAGACAGCAGCGCCUCAUCUUUGUAGGGAAGCUGCUGGAGAUGUGGCAAACCCUGGCAGACUACAACAUUCAUAGUGAAAAAAAAAAACUUUAUUUGGUUUUGAAAAUCAGAGGUGGAACCCAAGUCUUUUCAAUAAUUCUUGUAACAUUUUUUUUGGCAAAACCUUAUCAGAGGGCUAGGAGCUCCCAUCUUUGCAUUAAGAAGAAGAGAAAACGUACAUCGACCAGUUAGUCUGGGGGAAAGCAGAGCAUUGACCACACACACACACAUGGCAGCAUGCCUUGUUAAACCAGGUCUAGGACGCCAUCAGACAAGCCAAACGAUUACCGGAGUCCCCGAUGACCGCCA